Messenger RNA from Fusarium graminearum PH-1, 2170 nucleotides. RefSeq lists its product as uncharacterized. The record is from RefSeq and is a predicted model, not a curated record. Lineage: Eukaryota; Fungi; Ascomycota; Sordariomycetes; Hypocreales; Nectriaceae. The coding region runs from base 324 to 1169 and encodes 281 amino acids. The transcript is spliced from 3 exons.
AACAAACAAUAACAACAACAUUUCUAUUGACGAUAACGCUCUUUGUCCUGUUGCAUUUGCCAUUCUCAACCUCAUCUAGUCCGACCUAGCGAGUUCCCAUCUCUUCCCUCUCAAAAAAGCAUUGACGACACGGCGGAACUCUUUAACCGAUAUACCUGUGACGAAACAAGCCCUUGCGAUUUCAGCUGAAAAGCCAACAAGACACCUCCCAUAUAACUCGCCGCCUUCUUCCUUCUUGACUAGCUCAACAGAUACAGCGUCUCUCCUGGUUUGCGUCCGCAUUCGCAUCUUUAUCCUCACAAUCCAUACAUCAACCUUCAGCCAUGCAGUUCAAUAUUGAUCCCGAUAUCGUCCCCAAUUUGAAACUGGGUCUUCACUCUUUCCAGAUCAUUAUCUCCCUCGUCGCAUGGUGUUUGCAAAUCGGCGUCUUGAAUGCAAAGGAUGCUGAGGUUACAGGCAAGAACGGCUGGACAUUCGGAGUGUGUUUCCUUUCAGUGCCAGCUUGGAUUUUCCUGAUCAUGACCCCCCGAUGGGGCCGCACUCGACGCUUCGCCCAACCGCAUGCCAUGCUUGCUGUCGACGCUGCUUUCACCAUCAUUUGGUUGUCUGCCUUUGCCACUCAAGCUUCCUACAACGCCGCCGGUCAGUGUGGCACUGCCUGCAGCAUCAGCAAGGGUGUUGUCGGCUGUGGUGUUCUCGUAACCAUCCUCUUUGGCGGGACAACCUUUAUCUCGCUCUACACUCUCAACUACUACAACAACAACAACGUCCUGCCGGGCUACGACAACCGUCAGGUGGGCAGCGACAACAUUGACCCUGACAAGGCUGCUUUCUCCAUGGCUCCUCACGGCGACGAGGCUUACGAGCGAGUCGACAUGGACGAUCAUGAGCCCGCAAGCAGCGCCUACGGUGGUGGUGGCUACAACAACAGCAGCUACAACAGCAACUCCCGCUACGGCGAUGCCAACCCCUACAGCGCCGAUGACGAUGAUCCCGAUCGCUUUGGUGCCCUUCCCCCACGAAACAACACGCUCUUUGAGAACGACACCCAGUACCAUGGUGGCGCCCCUCCCUCUAUGCCAGCCAGCUACGCCAACCCUACAGGCGGUCACCCAUACGAGGAUGUGCCUGCCCAGUUCCCCGCCGCCAACUACGACAGGGGACACUAAAUUUCCCCAAAGACAUGUAAAUGAAAGAAAGGAUAUAGAUUGGCUGCUUUGUUUUUGCGCAACGGUGUUUAUUUUGCUUGGUGUGGAAAUAGCCUGGGAAACGUCUGCGUCUGGAAUGCGGCUCGACCUUUUUCUAUGGUGGACAACGCCUCUAUAUGGAGGAGAGGCGUUUUACGGCGUCAUGAAUUGCGCAGAAAGAGACAAGGGCCAUGUAAGGAAUUGCCUCGGUUUGCAUAUAUGAAGUUGGGCACUUGCACGUACACACAUACCAUACAUUCAAGGCACACAUACUUGUGCUUGUUGUUAUCCUGUAUCUUUUUUGACAGUAUAGAAAGUUCAGUCGUGUAAAUGAGGAUCCUAUAUACGACGUCUUGUGUGUAUCUUUCCCAAGAUGCUCGAGACCAACUCCCAACGCCUUCUGUUCUAAGCCAGUUUUGAUGCUCCGUACUUGAUGAUAUAGCGAUUCAGCCUUUUGAGCUCUCCUCGAAGGCUCUCCUCGAAAGUCCCCCCUCUCUUUCAAAAAAAGUGUCUAAUUCCCUUCCUUUACUCCUGACUCUCCUUUUGCAUCUUGCGAAGUCGCUUGGCGAUGUUCGCGGAUGUUUGCUGCAUAGGGUUCAACUUGCGAUCCCUGGACAUGGCGCCCGUAUCAUCACCGUACUUGGCGACCAGCUUCUCCAACCACUCAAUCUCACGAGCACUCUGGUGUCUCUUCUUGGGCAGAUCAGGCUGCUUGGCCUGCUCGAGGAGCUGCUUGACAACGUCUGUUGUCUCCUCGUCGUCGGCGUUGUCUGCGAUGCCGCCCCACUCUUCAGCAGGCUUGUCCUCGGCGUCGCUGCCCUCGUCAAGGUCGUUGAGAGGAUCGUUGAGAGGGUUGGGCUUGGCGGAGCCGAUGAUGCGGAUGAUCUUGCCGUCAGCGUCGCGCUCGACACGCGCUUCGGAGACGACGGCGUUUUCAAUCGUGGCGAUGGCGAAGGGAUCGUUGGCGUAGGCGCUGGUUGUGG